Culex pipiens pallens (northern house mosquito) is the source of this 4924-nucleotide messenger RNA. RefSeq lists its product as uncharacterized. The transcript has 6 exons. NCBI's taxonomy places the organism in Eukaryota, Metazoa, Arthropoda, Insecta, Diptera, Culicidae. Gene Ontology annotation, molecular function: protein dimerization activity. The record is from RefSeq and is a predicted model, not a curated record. The coding region runs from base 557 to 4786 and encodes 1409 amino acids.
CCCCCCCUUCUGUUUCGAGAGUUGAUAAAAUCUUACCUGAUUUUUUUUACUGGUAAACAAUGUACACAAAGUCUGAAGCAACAAAAUUCGCGCCAAAACCUGCUGUGUUUUCAUGAGCGUUGAUUUGUUGCACUCUAAAUAAAAAUACUCACAGUCUGACUUUUGUUGGCAUCCUCACCCACUGAGAAUUUUGGCUCGGGCCUCAAGUCGAUUUGGCUCGAGAUCGAGCUUGAAUCGAGUCGAGGCUCAAGCCAAAAUUCUCAUUGGGCAAUUUUUAGGCUACACUGCGAAUCAGCAUUACACAAUAUUCAGUUCACUUUUACACACAUGCAAGAGAUCUAUAAGUUCAACUUGGUUUACACAAAAAAGUGUAAUCUUACUUGAACUGAAAAUCAAAACAAAUGUGCAAAAGUGAGCUGAACAAUGUGUAAUUCAGAUUUUCAGUGUACCAGAAACAAAGCACCUUACCGUUCAAAGUUUCAAUUUAAGUGAAAAUGGCUUCAUUCGGUGCACGUCGUGCGGUUUUUGCUUCGCGGUGUUUUUUUGUGUGAAUACAAUGCCGAAAAAGCAGACUUCGAUUUUGGACGCGUUUAAAAGGUGUGAGAAAAACGUGGAACCGUCGACGAGUUUUGCCAGCACGCGAAAUCGAAAUUCGGAAAAACACUGUGACGGUGCUGUGAAUGACGGAGGCCAACAGAAUUCAACUGUUCCCGGUCCUCGGCCCGAAUUCCCCAGUUUUCCUGUUUCGACGGAUUCGGUUGCUGGAGGAAACACGAAACAGACGAGCGGCUGCAGUUCCUACGACACAAACGCUGAGGAGGACACUUCGUUUCAAGGCAGUCGUAAAAGGAAGAGGAAUAACGGAGCAACCCAUGCGAAGAAAAGUAGGCAAUGUCCGGAUGGUUCUGAGCGCCGAAGUGUCGGCGGCAAUGUGCAAAACGCCGCUCUAGGGCGUGCUGAACUAUGCAGUGCGGAUUCCGCCGGUAAGCGAAAACGUCACACAUCGAUCGUUGAGAACCUGGAUGAUAGUGCAGAAGGAGAAAAAAGUUAUCGCAGUUCCGGAUCGGGCGAAAACGCCGAAGAUGACGCUGCUGCUGGCAAAAAGGAAUCCCGGAACAACGAAAAUGACGGUCUGAGUCUUUUUAAGCAUCACAGUAAAGAUUCCGCCGAAAAUGGAACACACCGAGUUCCACUCGAUUCACCGCUCGCCAGACGCUCUAUCUCUGAAUCCUCGUUCAACGAAAAAUCGGAUAGCCAAAGUGACCACCUCCACCCGAAUGGUUCUGAUCGCCGAAAUGUCGGCGGCAAAGUGCGAAACACCGUUCUAGGACGUGCUGAGUUACGCGGCGCAGAUUCCACCGGUAAACGAAAACGUCAAAUAUCGAUCGUCGAGAACCUGAAUGGUAGUGGAGAAGGAGAAAAAAGUUAUCGCGACAGUUCCGGAUCGGGUAAAAACACCGAAGAUGACGCUUCUUGGCCGAACUGUUACAACACGAAAUGGAAUUCCGGAGAAAACCGAACGCAGAAAAUCCAGCGAAACUCGGAUUCUGUGCGCCGUAGUUCUGGUCACAAAAAGCAAUCCCGUAAUAGCUUCACCGACGAGAACGCUGCUCUGAGUCGUUCUGAGCACCACAGUACAGAUGCCGUCGAAAAUCUAACUCUACAAGUUCCGUUCGAUUCGUCGCUCGCCAGACGUUCUCUCUCUGCCACCUUGAUCCACGAGAAACCAGAUAGUCUAAGUGGAAAUGGUUCGACAGAUUCGGAUUCGUCGAUUUCUGGUGGCCUCCGGAAUCGGAAACGGAGUACCCUUUCGUUCCUUUUCGGUUCUGAUCGUCGAAGUGUCGAUGGUAAAAAGCGACCGAAAAUCGGAUCCGGUUCAAUCGACAAAAACGCCGUCCUCACAAAUUCCACAGGAAAGGAAAAUAUGCUCGAUACGCAGCUGGAAGAUAGUUGCUCACCCCCGAAAGGUCAACGAAUCCUGAAUGGUCCUGAUCGACGUGGUUCUGGGCCAUUUAUCGAAACUGAUGCCCGAUUUGAAGUAAUUAUCAGUGAGCCAGGUGCGAACGAUUGGACCGAAGAAGAUGUUGGAGACGAAGGAUCUAACAUCUCGCCGUUGUUGAUGGUCGAUGCAACGAAAACGGUCGGAAGGGCUGGUGUCACGAUUGAACCCCGUGCGCUUCUGGAAGUUACUCUAAGCAACGAAGAACACCUCGUCAUCGGACAACCAAAUCCUGACAUCACGAUCCAACCGCACGAGAAGCUGCCAGCCACUCAGAGCUGUGUUCCGCGCCUUUGCUCCCAGGAUCAAAAUCGCCAAAUACCAAACGCACAUCGACUGGGCACUUCGCGAUCAUCAGGAGUGCAAACAACCAUUGUAGAUGCUUUUAACUAUGUUGGCAAGAAAAAAGUGUCUUCUUCUGCGUUCAACCCGGUUGAAACAGGAUCACUUCCAGCAGAAAAGUCAGAGCAUGACGAUGCUGAAACAUUGAAGGAUACUAUCAUGAACUCAUCCAAAGAUAGUGUGCGCGCAGAGGACGGCGUAGAGGGUUCAACGGUUGAAGACAGCCAUCCUGAUACCGAGAAAAGCAGAAUUUGUGAUCCGUCGGAUCCAGCAGCAGGUGUUCCCACUGACCGUCAUCAGUUUGCUGCUAUGGUACGGAAAGGGCCUUUCCAGCCAAGUCUGUCAGAAUACCCGAUCACCCGAUUCGGUGGCAAAAAGCGUGCCUUCAGGAAAGCUUGGUACGCUGUUCAUGACUGGCUCGAGUACAGCAUCAUUACUGACAAAACCUUCUGCUUCGUCUGUCGACUGUUUGGCAAGGAAAAUUCCGGAAAGGGUGGCCAUUCCGAUCCAGCUUUCGUAUCGACUGGUUUUUCAAACUGGAAAAAGGCAACACAAGCUUUCGCGACUCAUGAACGGUGCGAUUUCCACGUCGGCUGCAAGGAAGCACUUUUUGCUUUCAAAACACAGAAAGGAGUUGAUGAACAGCUUGAUGACCAAAAAUCAGCAGUGCUGAAAGCGAAAGAGCAGGUUCGUCUCAGAAAUCGUCGCUUGAUUGCUCAGCUGGCUGAAGUGGUAAGGAUGUUGUGCAGAGGCGGUCGACCCUUUCGUGGCCACGAUGAGUCAAAUGAUUCUCAAGAAAAGGGACUGUUUCUGGAGUUUAUACAUCUCAUCGCAAAGUACGAUGAUCAAUUGCAAGAACACCUUAAAGCUGGACCCAAGAACGCAACCUAUCUCAGUAACAAAACGCAAAAUGAAUUAAUUGCUGCGAUGCACAACGUUAUCCUGCGAAAGAUUCAAGGCAAGCUAGUUGGUAAAAGGAUAACAAUCAUCGCUGAUGAAACCAGCGACUGUGGUCAUCAUGAGCAGCUGGCCGUCGUGAUCCGUUACGCUGAAGAUGACGGCAGCUCACAAGAGGUGUUUGUUGGGCUGAGGAGAUUGCUGAAAACGGAUGCACAAACCAUUUUCAACGAGCUGUGUGCUGUUUUGGGCGAUCUUAAUCUAACGUGGGAUCAAACGGCUUGUGUCUGCUUCGAUGGAGCGAACAACAUGUCCGGUCAGCACGGCGGUGUCCAGGCCAAGUGUAAGGAGAAAAAUAAGCGUAUUCAAUAUAUUCACUGCUACGCACACUGCUUAAAUCUCGUGCUGGUCGACGCUGUAACGUCCAGGAAGGAAAAUGGAAUCGUUUUCGAUUUUUUCGGGACAAUACAGUUCCUGUACUCAUUCAUCGAAGGCAGCCCAACACGACACGCCGUUUUCGAGCGCGUUGUUGUCAGAGGUGGAGACCGCCUGAAGGCGCUGAAGACGCUAUCAACUACUCGCUGGGCGGCAAGAUCGGAAGCAGUUUCCGCGGUUCGAGAACAGUUCGAGUCGAUCGUAAAGGCAACGGAGGAAAUAAUUGACACGUCAUCCGCUCCUGAUGUUAAAGCGAAAGGAAAAGGCCUACUGGCACAGCUUAAAAGCUUUAACUUCAUUUUGGCUUUAUACACCACUGAUUUCGUUCUUCGUCUCAUUAACAUCGUGAACAAAACUCUUCAGAGCAGCACUGUCAGUGUGUCUGCGUCGCUGAAAGCGAUCGACUCAUUGAAAAUCCGGCUGAAGGACUUGCGAAAUGAUUCAUCUUUCAGGGACUUUUUUGAAGAUGCUGUAGUAAUGUGUGAGAAGUUGAGCGUUGAUGUGCCAGCCGUGCGGAACCGGAAACCAGUCAGGAAACCCGAUUCAGAUUCAGUCUCGGAAGCAGUAUUUUCGUCGAAGGAAGAAGAAGUAAGAGUCAAAUUUUACUUCCCGCUGCUCGAUAGUCUCCUUGAUGGAUUAGAAGAACGUUUCGACCAAGAAUCAACCGCUGCAUUGCGUGCAUUUGAAAAGGUCUUGAACCUGGAGGCAAACUGUGAGGAAACAGCUUUAGUAGCUGGUCUAGUGGAAGUGAAGGCAUUUGAUCUGCAAGCCGAAAUGAGUCUACUGACAACACAGCGUAAUGAGAUUGUUGGAAAAGAACCGGAGGAGCUGAUUAGCUGGUUAGGCAGCACCGGGCAGGAGGCGAUGUUUGAGAACUACGCAAAAGUCGCCAAAACGUUUUCGGUUUAUCCUGUUUCUUCGUGCAAGGCUGAGAGAGCAUUUUCCAAAAUGGCAAUUGUUAAGAUGAAACUUCGAUCAACAAUGCUGCAAAAGCGCCUGAACGCGAUUAUGCUUCCGUUUGUUGAGCAGCAGCUUUGUAACGAGAUAUGCAUCGAAGAUGUAGUUGACGAAUUCGACAGGCUGACAGGUGCUCAGCGAAGAUUUGCUCUGUGAUAAUCAUCGCUAGCUUUUUACAAUGCUAUUGAUUAAUAAAUACUGAACUACACCGUGUACUUCUCUUUUCAAAACCUAAAAAAAAAAAACAAAAAAAUACUCUGAUGAUCACCCAAAUAUGCAGCGGGUAUUCGACUC